AUGCAGUACUCUGUCGCCGCUGUUCUCGCCGCCGCCGUCGCUGGCACCCACGCCUUCAGCAGUGCGAGCAACGUCUCGUACACCACCGAGGUUGUGACGGCUCUGACCACGUACUGCCCUGAGGCCACCGUCCUCACCCACGCCGGCACCACCUACACCAUCACCUCGGCCACCACGCUGACCAUCACGGACUGCCCCUGCACCAUCACUCACCCC
Molecule: messenger RNA, 216 nt
Organism: Cryphonectria parasitica EP155
Lineage: Eukaryota; Fungi; Ascomycota; Sordariomycetes; Diaporthales; Cryphonectriaceae
Exons: 2
Biological process (GO): fungal-type cell wall organization
Cellular component (GO): fungal-type cell wall
Molecular function (GO): structural constituent of cell wall
Source: RefSeq, a predicted model, not a curated record